Molecule: messenger RNA, 1642 nt
Organism: Anastrepha obliqua
Lineage: Eukaryota; Metazoa; Arthropoda; Insecta; Diptera; Tephritidae
Product: lipase 3
Exons: 5
Coding region: 213-1508 (431 amino acids)
Molecular function (GO): hydrolase activity, acting on ester bonds
Source: RefSeq, a predicted model, not a curated record
UGGGAAAGAUCUAUGCAAAUCUCGCGCGACGUUACAAAGUAUUCUACAUAUACGACGUAGCAAAAAAAGUUAAAUUUAUACUGUGUCUCAAGUGUUUAUGAGUACUGAUGUAUUGUAAAUAAAAAUAUUUGUGAUAAAAAAAAUUAAACAAGGCACUUCAAAUUACUUUGCAAUUCGUGACGGUCUAUGACAAUUUUUCGUCUACUUCCGAAAUGUGUUCGUGUAACCUUGACACAAAAAUAUCACUCAUACACCCAACGUUCGGUAACUCAAAGCGGGAUGACGCUCGCCUACUACACUGGAACACAUGCGUGCCAUAUAAAUGUGUACUCCAUGGACUGCUCCUAAUGCUCACAUUUUUCGUUAGUGUUCGUAGCUUUACUCCCGCCUUUUCCAAAGAUCUAGUUUGCCAGAUCAUCACUUCAAAUCAAUAUGCCUGCGAACGUCAUACGGUGCACACUGCAGAUGGCUAUGAGCUCACACUUCAUCGCAUUCCAUCGAAAAAUUAUACACAACGCCACUAUCAUCGACCCCUUAUUCUCAUGCAUGGACUGAUUGGCUCUGCCUCGGAUUUUGUGCUACCUGGUCGCGCUCGUUCUCUCGGUUGUAUUCUACACGAACAGGGCUACGAUGUGUGGUUGCCUAAUGCUCGCGGCACCACUUACUCCAAACGACAUUUACAUAUGGAUUCGUCUAGGGCAAGCUUUUGGAAUUUCACCUGGCACGAGAUUGGCUAUUUUGAUUUGCCAGCCAUUGUGGAUUAUGUGCUCGAGACGACAGGUCAUCAGCAGGUACACUAUGUAGCACAUUCUCAAGGAUCUACUAUAUUCUUCGUGCUGCUCUCUGAGAGACCGGAAUAUAAUGAAAAAUUUGUAUCAGCUGCGCUUCUGGCACCGGUGGCGUUUUUAGCAAAUUUACGUAGUCCACCGUUAAGGAUAAUGGCAGCCGAAGAUGAAAAAAUCGAGGUGCUCCUAAAUCAUUUGGGAUUACACGAACUUUUUCCAUCGACCGCUCUAAAUCAACUGGGUGGGCACUUACUCUGCGGACAAGCUGCGCCCACACAGAAUCUCUGCCUGCUGCUUACCUUUCUCUCAGUGGGAUUCAGCGACUACGAAAUGGAUCGCAAUCUUUUUCCUCGCAUUUUUGAGACGACUCCGGCUGGUAUAUCGCGCAAACAAUUUCAACACUUUGGUCAACUUAUUAAGUCAGGCAAAUUCCAGCAAUAUGAUUACAAUUCGAAAAGUGAAAACAUGCGCCAUUACAAAAGCAAAACACCACCGCAAUAUAAUCUACGAAACGUCCGCGUUCCACUGCACCUAUUUUUUGGCACACGUGAUUUACUUAUGACCAAAGAGGACGUCUUGCGUCUCACCAGGAAGCUGCAGAAUUCGAACUAUACUUUACAUGAACUACGCGGCUUCAAUCACAUAGAUCUUUUAUACUCAACAGUUGCGCCGCGACUUAUUUACAAGCAGAUUAUUAAUGAUUUAAAGCACUCAUAUUCCUAAAAAUUCACUAAUGUUUUUUGUAAAAUGAAACAAAGAAUCAGAUCUUACUGCCAUUGAGCUGUGGUACGUUAUGUAGAUUUCAGUAAGCUAAAAACUUGAUUUAACUGCCUAGUCGUAAUUUAAUUGUAAUGAAA